Molecule: messenger RNA, 987 nt
Organism: Brenthis ino (lesser marbled fritillary)
Lineage: Eukaryota; Metazoa; Arthropoda; Insecta; Lepidoptera; Nymphalidae
Source: the annotation of a GenBank genome assembly
AUGAUUAAGUUAUUUUUUGUAGUACAAUUUAUAUGUUUUGUGUAUUGUAAUAAUGUAAGUGAUAAUUCACCGAAAAUACUUAUCGACAACGAUGCAGGCGGUGACGAUGCGAUGGCCAUAUUUUUGGCUUUACUUUGUGAAAAGCAUUUUAAUGGACCUAAAAUAAUUGGUUUGACAACUGCCAAUGGAAACACCAAUGAAAACAAUGUGUAUACAAAUAACCAGAGGAUAUUGAAAGUUGCCAAAAGACAAGACGUUCCUAUAUAUAGGGGCUCUAAAUCAUCACUAGUAACCACACCAGAGACUAACGACUAUUUUGGUAGAGACGGUCUGGGAGAUGUUGACGAAGAGUUGACUGAUUUAGUUCCUGCUAAAGAUCAAGGAGCUGUCUCGGCCCUCGUUGAACUGUCUAAAACUUAUGAAGGUCAACUUACAGUAAUAACAUUGGGUGCACUAACAAAUAUAGCAAUGGCUAUCAAGACGGACCAUAAUUUCCUGUCACGUUUAUCCCACUUAUAUGUCGGUGCAGGACAUGUACAUAACGAAUAUGUACCAGAUGCGGAAUUCAACGCGCAUAUGGACGUAGAGGCGUACCAUAUAAUGGCGCAGCACGCGACGCCUGAUAAAGUCACUCUACUGCCCUUCUCACAGACUAUGCACCAUUUGAAUCUUUCUAGAGAAUGGAGAGAAAACGUUUUAGGCACAAUAAAUACAGAUAUAAUGAGAGCACAAAACUUGUAUGAAAGAAUUUCACUAACAUACAGCGAUCGAUGGCAUGCACUAGACCCUGCUACCAUAGCCAUCGCUCUUAGACCCGAUUUAGUGGAUGAAUAUAAAUACUCAAAAAAUGAUAUAAUUUUAUGCGGUGAAAAAAGGGGUGUCAAUACUAAUACUUUCGUGGAGAAAGGGGAAGCUAAUGUAAGAAUAGCCUAUUCAAUGAAGAUGGAUGAAUAUAAACAAUUUCUAUUAGAUACCUUUGCUUUAGAA